AUGGACCUCAACCAAAAAAAUCAAAUUCCCCACUUUUCACCCCUUCAAUCCACCAAAUUGAAACCCAAAACAAAACUCAUCACCAACUCCGGCGUCGGCGGCCCCGCCAACAAGUUUGUUGGAGUGCGGCAACGUCCCUCCGGCCGAUGGGUGGCCGAGAUCAAAGACAGCACCCAGAAAAUCCGAUUGUGGCUUGGCACCUUCGAGACCGCUGAGGCCGCCGCCCUAGCCUAUGACGAAGCCGCCUGCCUCCUCCGCGGCUCCAACACCCGCACCAACUUCUCUAACCGCCGCCCCUCCGACGGCUCCGCCUCCGCUGACUCCCCUCUCUCCGCACGCAUCCGUAAACUCCUCCAUCACAAGAAACUCCCCCUCAACGGAAAAGCCUCUCCCCAGCACCAUAAAAAUGGCUCCUUUCGGCCUUCCGGCGCCAUUGCAGCUGCUUCCUCCGGCAGCGGCGUCAGUUCUCCGGCGAGUGAGCGAAAGCAAGAGAUUUACAGCCCGUGGUUCGCUGAGGCUGCGGUUGAAACAAUGUUCAACGGAUUGGAGCUGAGCGAUAAAGGAUGCCGGUGGCCGGAGCUGGACGGCAGCGGCGCCGCGGAGGAAGUGGGUGUGUUCGAGAGGAUGAGAGAGGAGAGGCAGACAUCAGCGUCUUUAUAUGCGAUGAAUGGAGUCCAAGAGUAUUUUGAGGCAAUGCAGGAUUUGUCUGUUUCGCCAUCGUCGUUUGAUGCCGUUUUGGAUUUCCCACCAUUUUUAUACGAAUUAGAUGAAUUCUGA
Dendrobium catenatum is the source of this 777-nucleotide messenger RNA. RefSeq names its product ethylene-responsive transcription factor ERN2-like. NCBI's taxonomy places the organism in Eukaryota, Viridiplantae, Streptophyta, Magnoliopsida, Asparagales, Orchidaceae. The record is from RefSeq and is a predicted model, not a curated record. Gene Ontology annotation, biological process: regulation of DNA-templated transcription. Gene Ontology annotation, molecular function: DNA-binding transcription factor activity; DNA binding. The transcript has a single exon. Bases 1 to 777 code for a protein of 258 amino acids.